GGAGGGCGCACGAUUCGAGUCUGUUUUUUGGUGGUGUUUCGAUUAUCAGUUCGGAUUAUUAUUCAUGACUUCUUUAUGAACCUGAAUGCCUAACAUAUAAGCCUUUCAAAUCACAUAUUUUAGAUAUAGUUUUACAAAUAAUUUCACACCUCUGAAACAAUAUUUCUCAAUAUAUGAUGCUGUGGUCGCAAAUGGUUCGCCAACCUAACAAAUGGGACUAAAAUGUAUGUGUGGAUACUUCUUGUCACGUCUUUAUUAAAAACGUAGUAAGAUCAUGAUAUUCAGGGAAUUUCACCAUAAAGAUUUGAAUGAUGAUUCACAUGUCAAGUUCUUUACCGAAAUGGUGUAGAUCAUUCUAAUUAUUUCUCAUUUGGAGUAUGGGAGAAUCGGCUUUAAAGGUAGUUGUUGGCGAUGGAGAGUUUGUUCUUGACAAACCAGAUAUCGUUUCCCAAUACAGUCGUGUAAUUUCAGUCUCUCCAUCGAAUUCAAUAUUAUCAGCUGGAUUAAAAGUUGGGGAUCUUGUAACGUGUAUUGACAGGAUUCCUAUUGGUGGACUAAAACUCGAUGAAUUGCAGUCUUUAAUUAAUGACUCUACCAGUUCCGGUGAACUGAAACUGAAAGUGAUAGAUAAUGGAGGUGAAAUAUGUUGCUCCUUCCCAGUAGAAGUUGGUAACAAAACAAUUUGUCAAACAAUAAAAAAAGUUACUGAACUCUCAUCAGACAAAUCAGAACAUGAGAAUUUGCGAAUAAUACAUCGACAGGCUUAUCGUUCAUCUCCAGACACUGCUAGGUCGCAACGCAAUUUUAAUGUAAGGAAUAGCUCUCUCGAAAAACCUGGUCCGCAAAUAAAUUACAAACCAAAGCACACUUCUACCUGUUCUCCUGUUAUUGGUUCAUGCGACUCUCAGUUAGGUGCUGUUGCAAGACUAGCUAUCGAUGGCGGUCUGACAACUGAUCAACUGCUUCAAAUAGGAUCCUCAGAAACUAAUCAACCUGGGCAUUAUUUAUAUCAAUCAGUCAUCUGCUGUAAUCAGAAACGUUUGGUACCAGAUCCCAACUACAGUUUUUCACACUCAAGGAAUACGAAUUUUUCAACCACGCAUCCUACUUCGCCGUACCCUCACGUUUGUCGUGUUUCCCCACGAGGGACUAGAAGACCUGUAUGUUAUAGCUCUAGCCAAUCUGUUAACCUUGUUCGAGGUCCCGGUACAACUGCAGCGCAUGACCAAUCACACGUUGCUAUUUCUCCUACCCAUACUGCUGAUAGCAAUCCUCGUCUAUCUCAGUGCACGACAUCUCGUGAUAACCUACUCACGUGGCAUAAUCUUAACAACAGUAGUCGUGUUUCCCUUGCUGCUCAAAUGACUCGCGUUGGCGGACUUGUUUUCGCCACUGGUUCACCAAAUCUUGUAUCAGAAAAUUCGGACUCGAACCCGGUUGAAAAAAGUAUUUCUUCAGCCAAGCCUUAUCAAUCAAUAUCUGCAUGUACUUCUCCCACCAACUUGAAACAUACUGUGUCAUCUAAUUCCCAAUCAGGUUCUUUCUUUUCAUGUUCAAAUGUUCCUAGUCCAACGAAUACCCCACCUUUAUCUUCCACGAAUGCCACAUACAAUAUAGCAGCUACAGAUAUAGUUCGUUUGGGACCAGGUAAUAUUGUUACUCGAGCUGCAGCUGGUUCGACUGUGUACAGUCCUUCAAGUUUGAUUCGAAUGCACUGUUCUCCACAACCAUAUGUUGGAAUGGGGAUGACUGGAAGUCCUUAUGUUCCGGUAGUGUCCACGCUUACAAUCUCUAAUUUAAACGUCCCUUCACCUGUAUUAUCGGAUGGAGAUGAUUCUUGUUUAUGUACAAAGCCCACCAUCAAUUCUGAACCGAAUAUUUCAACUACAUAUUCAGAUUUAGAGACAAAUAGAACACCUGAAUCAGUCUUCCCUUGUUCAACAUCUUCACCAAGUCCUACAGAAAUGUCUUCAUCAAUAGUAAACCGACCAGGAACGAAGAAAAGUUAUGUGAAUCCUUCUCUACGAUCUUCAGCACCUGUUACAUCAUCAUCCCAAUAUAUUCCUUCUUCUGAAGGCCCUGUCGCUGAUUCCUUCCUACCUCAUCCUAAACCAUUGAAUCUUUACAAUGUACCAAGUUCACAAAUAGUUCGAACCGUUAGACAUCUUCGGCGUAUUAGACACAUUCUUGGUGAUUCAAUUGGCUACACUAGUUCUGCAACGUCAGCAUCCACCAGUGCACUUGCAGAUGAAGAUAAAGAUGACUCUGUUAGUUCAUCUAAAGUUAGACAACUACGAUUUCAUGGUUAUCAUUCAGUUGAAUCGAUCAGACGAUCUAGUUUACUAUGUGAUUGUUUUCCAAAUCAGUCUACAGAUGUGAAUGAUAGGAAAUCUGUAAAAAUUUCCAACUCUCAUACACCGUCAUAUCCUGUGACUGCAUCUAUCGACUGGAAUGAUUCUGAAAUAGAGGAUUCUAAAAAAUCACUUGUUUGGUGUAAUUAUCAAAUGACGUUAUCAGGUCAAACACUUGUGUUAACACGAGUAAAUGAUUCUUCAAGUCAGAUUUCUAACCAUCACACUGAUCUUUACGAAAAUUCCAUGCAUAUUCAUAUUCCAUUGUCUGGAGAAAGUUUAAUUUGGUAUUCAGCUUCUGAGUUGCCCGGGAUAACAUGUACAUCUUUACCAUCGAAUUGGGAUUCAGGAGCUGGAGUUAUUGGUGUGUUACACAGUUCAAAAUUAAACUUAACAUGUUACCUUAGCUUUUCGGAUCGUCAGAUAGCGUCUAAUAUCUUUGAUCACUAUGGACCAGGGAAAAUCAGUGAAGAGUCUAAAGAGAAACACUCUACAGCCAAUUCAUCUCAACCUAGCUUGCCAUCACAUAGAUUACGUUCUAAGUUUUCCUCUGGACGAUCUAGUAUUGGUCUUGCUGGACCUUCUGGUGUAGCGCCAUUAUUUAAAGCUGUUGGGACUGCUGCAGCAUCAGUUGGUAUGCAGCUUAGCGAGUAUGUGAAUUUUCAAGGACUAUUACAAUCUCAUAAACAAGCUACAGUCUCUGUCUCUUCUCCACAAGAGUCUGCUUUAUCUGAAAAUGGUGAUAUUAACAAAUCAAAGAGUGAUCAGACUUCAAGUGUCCAAUCAUCUAAUCCAUCAGAUUUUACUGCACAGCCUAGUAAAGCUAAAGAGCUUAGAUUUCUUCCUUCUUUUCCUCGAGGUCGUGGACGUUUGCAUCAAGCGCUUACGAAAAUGAAACGUGCAGCAACAGCAUCUUGUGAUCCUACUACCCGUUCAAGUUCCAGCGUAACAACGAGAAGAUUUGCUUCAUCUCAUGGUUUUGGGAAAAACAAAUCUAUUCAUAUAAGUUCUCCUCUUAAAGCAUCCACUGAAGAUAUGAAUUGCUCAAAUAAAUUAGGAAACAUUUUCAAUUCACCAUCUCAUUUACAUAAUAAUCAUAAUAAUAGUCAACUUGCAUUAUUAUUGGCUACAUCGGUCUCACCAUCACCUUCGUUGCAAACUCCAUGUUUAACGUACUUGCAGUUAGAAUCUAAUGAAUCAGUUAACUCUAAUAUUGAUUCAUCUAAUUUGUCAGAAGGUCCUCAUGAAUAUUCAAACAAAGAAACAGGUCGUUAUAUCGGUAUAUCAGUCAAUCAACAAUCUAGAAGAGAACAUAAAGCAACCAGUCAGCUUACUGUUUUAGUGUCGGAAACUGUAGAUCAAGACAUAAACUCAGAUGGUAAUGCAAUUCAAAGUACUAGUAAUCGAAGUGAAUGCACAUUGUUUGUUCAAACCAAACAUCCUUUCGUACCAUUGCCUGUUCAAUUAAGUAACCCUUUACCAUUACAUAAAUGUCCUAGAAGUACAUUAUCUCCCUUUGUUCCUUUUGUGGUAGAACUAUGCGUUACACUAGUCGAACGCUAUGGUCUCAAUUGUAUCGGUAUUUAUCGUUUAUCUGGAAGCAAGGUGGCUCAUGACUUCAUUACCUCUGAAUUAAGUAGGGAUAUUACUACAAUCGAUGUAACAUCAGAUAAAUGGAAUGAUUUACAUGCUGUUUGUGGAGUUUUGAAAACAUUUCUACGCAAUCUUCCAGAUUCCCUUUUUCCUAAAGUUAUGUAUCCAGAUUUUCUGGCUGCGUGUCGCUUACCACAACGUGAAAAACGUCUUCUAUCUAUUCAACGUUUAUUAAGUAUUAUGGAAUGUUAUCCAUGUCAUCCAGAGUAUAGAGCACAUAGAGCUACACUUCGUUAUCUUGUUACUCAUUUAGCUCGUGUUAGUGCUCGUGAAGGAGUGAAUAAAAUGACAGCAUAUAAUUUAGCGUUAGUAUUUGCACCAAAUCUUGUACAACCAUGUGAAGAUUCGCCUGAAUUACUAAUGAGUGAUUCUAAAUAUAAAAUUAUGCUUGUUGAAACUGUGAUCAAAUAUCACGCGUGGAUAUUUUCACCAGAUUUAGGGCUAGAAAGUGGUUGCUCUGUCCCACCAGAUUCAACAGAAGAUUUAACACCUGAAAUUGAUAUUAAUAGUAAGAAUAAUUCUACAAUAUGUGAUAGUUCAACAAUAGAUUCUGAGGAUUCAAUUCAGCAACCGGGACGAUUAGAAGGUGACGUUCAACCGUUGGUCGCUGAAUUAUUAACUGCUGCUGCAAGUCUACCACCUCCACCAUCUGACAUGGAUUUAGAAACAGCUGAAAUACCUGGACCAGAAUCUGAUCGACCUUCUGACAUCAUUAUGUCCAGACCACGUUUCACUUCAAUCCCGACUAGUAAUUGGUCGUCUUCAGUAACAAGUAUUUCUAGAAUAUCAUCUGGUGGCAUACUCAACGAAUUGAGUACAACAACAGAAAAUUUAUCCACAUUAAAAAUUAAAUCAGAUUUCAGUGAAGAUCAAACAGUUGCAUCAGAUGUAGAACAUAAUGAAACUGAAGGACAUUUAUUAAGUGUUACUAGUUCAAUUUUACGAUCCCUUCAGACUCCUUCAGGGUUCGGUACUAAACUGGAUAAUCUACGUCACUUAAGUCAAGGGUGUUUAGAGGAAUAUACAUCCGAAGCCCGUAAACUUGGUGUUCGAGUUGCAGAAAGCAAACGUGUACUCGAGAAUACUGUAGCACAACGUUUACAUGCAGAACAACGUUUAUUUGAAGCCAGAAUUGAAUGUUCAGAGCCAUUUGUAGCAACAUCACUAAAACCUCAAAAUGAUCUGUCUACAGAGUUAAUUGUUCAGUCUCAGAGUCCCAAUAAUAUGUCAACUUCAAUUAAUCCUACCCCUUCUAUUACUGCUGGUAAAAUAGGAGAUCUGGGUGUUAGUGUAUUCAAAGAUGAAAGUUCGAGCAAUACUGUUCAUCUUGAAUAAAAUAGACCUAUUGGUGAUAUUUAGGGGUAAGCUGACAAUCAAUGCAAAUCGUUCUGUUGUCUGUUGUGAAAAAAGAACGAAAUUUUGUUUGCAUGCAUUUUCACAAAUGAAGUUGUCGUCUUCUGUAAUGUUUGUUUAUUUUUUAUAAAGAAAAGUGCAUUUUUAAGAGGCCUCUAGUGAAAAUUUUAAAAUUUAUGUUUGAUUCAAUUGUUCCACACUUAAAUAUUAUUAUUUCUGUGUAUUUUUUUCAAUUUUCCCUAUUUUAACAUUUAAUGCAUGGUUUCUGCAUAUUGGUUUUUUAUAGUCUUGUAUGUAAUCUUACGUGGUUUUAAAAUGCCAAUUCUUUUGUAAGGUUAAUAUUAAGCGUUUAAUUGCGUUGAUUCAUUACAUUAAAAUGAAGUUGGUAUGCAUAAUCAUGAAUUAGAUUAUUCAAGUCUUGUUGAUAUGAGAUCGGGAUAGAUGUCUCAUAGUCUUGUCAAUCGAUUUGUCACUUCAUUAUAUCACUUUAACACCCUAACCCUAACAAUACUUAUUUUUGAUGAUCCCAUUGUAUAUGCAAAAAAUAUAUUUCUAUUCAAAAUGUAGGUAAUUACACAUAUUUUUUAACUUUAAAGUGUUGAUAUCUCAUAAUCAGUAAUAGAAAUAAACCGAUUUGCUCCUUAAUGGACAGAUAAACUCAGAGGUGAUGUAAUUUGGCAAGACAAAAGUAAGUUUUUCGUAAGUGAAAUGCUGAAGUUGUUCAACUACCUCAACUCCCCCCUCCUAUAACAAGUUUCGAGACAACAAUUUACAUUUGAGUUAAUCAACUGUUUUCAACAGUAAACAUUUAUAAACUGGGAUAAGUUUCUUACUUUUGUGUGUUACUUCUGAUAUCUCUUUACAAUGAAAGUAGUCUACCGGAAAUUUUCAUUUAUACGGGGUAUUCGACACACUAAGUCCCACUUAUCCCCUUAUUCGUUGCUUAUUGCAGUAUUCCUAAACGGUCCUGCUGUAUAAUCUAAUCAGGACAUAAUCGUCUUUUUUAGCUCAAAGUAAUCAUUACUUGUGUGCAUACUCAUUGAGUCAUGCGUUUUUCAUGGUCACUUCCUUUAUAAUCAGAAUAGCUGGACGUUUCAAUCAGUUAAUCAGUCAAAUGCAACAUAGAUAUUGUUAUGUCUGUUCAUCGGUCCAAGUUCCCAUGCCACUUCAGCAUAGCGAGAUGGAAUUGUCAAAAAUAACCCUAGAAUAGUAUUAUUAGUAACAGAAUUAGGCAGUAGAUUAGAUUAUACAUCAAAGAUGCGAUUCGAGAAAAUACAAAUUGCUGAAAUAAGAAAAAUUUUAAGGAAUUCGGAAGCUCAGAAUUUGAGGAAGACGAAGAAUGGAUGUACCUGUGCCAUUCUAAGCGAAUUCGAGCCAUUUCGUUCAAAGUCUCUAACAAAUGGUUACGAUAAUCACACCUAUCCCAACCAGAUAGUCUACAUCUAUUGGCUUGGCUAAGUUCACUUGUCAGUGAAUCCAUGGACUGAUUCCACGUCUCACCUUGACCGUCCCUAGCUUUCUUUAAACCUACUUCAACACCAGAGAAUGUCACCCGUUGCGGUAGUUGGUGGUCUAGAAUAUGUAACACAUGCCCCAACCACCUCAGUCACUGAAGACUUACCACCUUAUAAAUCGAUUUGCCAUCCUCACUUAGUACCCUAUUCAUCCUAACCGAGGCGUUGCUUACUUAGUAGUCCAAAAAUACACGAGCUGUUUUUCAGUAAAUUGAGCUUUUACAUAAACAAAGUUUGUUUUUAAAAUUCGCUUGAAAAGUAAGUUUUCAUUAUGUAGUACAUAAUUGCAGUUUGCUUUUUCCUUUUUUAUCAAAGUGAUUCGCAUGCUGGUGCCAAUUUAAUCGUAAUGUCGAUUUCCUUUUAGUUAACUCUUUUAUAUUUCAAAAAACGAUUACUAUUUGUUGGCGAGUAUUUUUCUGUUUAAAUUAGUUAGAGUUAUAUAAUUCAAUGCAAUCUAUCAUUCUCGUUUUCUUAGACAUAAAAUGGCGAUUCUAGACACUUACUAAAUUGAAGUAAAUAUUUGAUCUCCACGGGUAAAUUUUGUUGUAAACCAAUAUUCACAAAAUGAAUUUACAUUAUAUAUGUAACAAUAAUUUUUCGUUGACAAAUUAUGGCAGUUAAAAGAAAUAAUGAUAAAAUAGAUACGUGUUGUGUUCAGUGAAUAUGUGAACUAAUAUUCUAACAUUACUGAUAAAAAUUCGGACAAACACUUAAGAAUUACAAAAAUAGACUUUCAGACAAGAUCGUAAGUACUGUAAAACUAAUCUAUUUCCAAAUGAUUUUUGACCUCCGUAUUUGAUUAAAACUCCAAAUAUAUGUGAUUUUUUAUGCUUUUCGAUAGCCGAAUCACUGUUUUGGGUGAGUCGCUAAUGAAUUAACUCCAAGAAAAUUAUAUGCACGCACAAGUUUGACAAAACAUUUAGGUUUUUAAAAAUUAUGGAACGAAAAACAUCUGAAUAGUCUCUUUUUGGAGGAAUCUUAUGGUUGCUCUAAACAAAAAAAAUCGGAUUCGACAAGCGUAUUUUUAUAAAUGAUCACUAUAAAAUUAAUUUACUAAAAUAUUUAUAAAAUAUAGUUUCAUAAUCUUAGUUCUAGUUUUUUGGACAAAUAACGUACGUGUCUUCCCUCUUCGGAAAGAUUGAUUGUCUUAGAAGUCACUGUUUAUAAACAAUCAAAAGAAAAAAAUAUAGAAUUAUCCUUAUCUUAGGACGAUAUUACUAUUGUUUUGUUAUAACUGCAAAAAAUUAAUUCUUUUAGUUUUACUCGUUUGCCCGUAAUUGUCGUAUAGAUUAUCUCAUUCCCUCAUUGUAUCUAUCCCGAUGAAACGUUAACUCCAAAAGAUUAUGUCAAGUAAUUAUAAGAGUAAUAUAUAAGUUUCAUAAUUCGAAGGUGCCAUAAUAUUAUACUUGUUUCUUAAAAUACUGACAUCACCUGACUAUGACAAUCAAUUUUGAAACGAGGCUGUUUAUCUUGGAAAUUCGAACUCAGUUAAGUGCAGAAUAUGUAACCAAGAAAUUAUGACUUUUAAUUACAAUAGAUAUUUGAUCAAUGAUAAAAAUUAGAGUCUGAUGAUAGCCCAUGUGACUCUGUGUCUACUCAGUAUAUUAUUGGUGGGCUGUGUAGUUUUCUCGGUUCACUUUAAAUAUGCAUCUACUGGCUAUAUGGUUUUACCUUGGUGUCUAAUACUUGCCUAAUGUUCAGUGUUAACUAGGGUAGAAGUGGUUUGGAAAAAAAACAGUACAGGAUAAUCCAAGCCGUUUUCUCAACUCAUGGGAUCGCCAACUAUUUGACUGAAACAUGUUUGUAGGUGCAAACUUCCUGGUUCUGAUCUGUGCGACCAGUGGUUGAAGGUGUUGACUGAUGUAACUCAGAUUCGAUCACAAUAUUGCUUUUCUCCCUCCGUCGUCCAUGUGUACCUUUAUUUCCUUCUUUAUGGAGCCGUGUUUUCACUACUUAAUCUUAUUAUUAUUGAUGAUAUCAUUAUUAUUUAUUUUGACUUCAUCAGUAUUUAUCUUGUUACUUUCAUCUCGUUGUGCUGACGUAAUAUAACACCUUGGGCUAAAGCACGCUAAUACCAGCCUCUACCUUAAUUAUAAUUGACUCACAAUUAAGAAAGACGUUUUACUUGACUUUCCUGAUCUCAAUUAAACAUUCCCGUGUUUUUUCUUCUUUACAAAACUUAAAUUUUUUGUAGAGUUAUCUGUGUGUUGAUCGGCUUGUGUUUAUUAAAUUAUCGACACCAAUGUAAUGUGCUAAAUAAUGUUUUUCUUCCUGUAAACUUUUUCUCUAGUUUUUAAUAAUGUUUAUUCCAAGUUUUUCUGGUAAUCACUAAGUUUUUUUUAUGUAUACAUAUAUUUUAGGCUCUAAACGCAAUGAAAGUUGUUUCAUUCAAUUAAAAUUGUUUCCUUAUGACUAUUAUUAUUAUUGUAAUUAUAAUAGUCGACUUUCGACAUCGAUGAAUUUUAUAUUCAGAAUGUACAAAAAGAAAUACAUUGAUUUCCAAUUAUCCCUUUAUUUACUAUAAGAUUAUGAAAGUAGACAUGUUUAUACUUUCAGAUUUCGCGGGAGAUACUUUUCAAAUUGUAUUCCACUUAUCAUUCAUGACAGUUAUUUGUGUGAAACAGAUUUUUCCGUUUCUUUUUUCUUCUGCUUCUUCAAUGAAAUAUCUGUUAAUGCACGUAUUCAGUUGAAUUGAUAUUUACAAUUAUCAAUCAUCCUGUCAACUUCAUCUGCAUAUCUCCAUAAAAUAUACAAUCGUACAGAGAAAGAAUGGAUGCAAAACCCAUUGAUGGGUCCAAUUUCCUACUCUCUCGCUGCAUUAUAUCCCUUUUAACACUAUAUUACUGUCCUAUGUGCCAAGCUGUGUAAUAAAUGAUUACAUUGUGUAAAAAAAACCAUUUCUUUGUUCUUGUUAACCUAUUUCAUUUCUCAAAAAGUCAUUUAUUUGCCAAUAUAAUAUAUAUAUAUAUAUAAUGCCUUUGUUAGAAAUUUUUUCAAAUAAUAGCUUCAAUCCUCUGUAUUUUCAAUAAUAUACAUAUUUAUUAUACUUUCUCUUUGGUAGUAUUUAGCUUUUCAAACCUUUUCCCCUUGAUCAUAACCGUCAUUCUUACCAGUCUAUUUAUUUAUUUGUCUAUGUGAAUUUCUUUUUUAAUCUUGCAUUGACUAUACAAACUAAUUGAGUUUCAUUCGUUCAAUUAAUUCGAAUUUCAUUGUUACCACUUUUGGCUCAAACUAUUUGUUGUUAUUUUUCUGUGUGUUGUAUGUGUUUAUAGAGCAGUAUGGUAAAAUUACUAUGCACCAUACAUUUAUCUAAUAAUCCUUUGUUUUUUCAUGCAAUGUCAUUGUUUUUUUUCUUUAAUGAUUUGUUAUUUCCCUUUAUUCACACAGGUUAAUAAGUUAAUGUCUUUCAAAAAAGUUGUUGUUUUGUUGUGUUUUUUUUGUCGCUCCAAUCUCAUUCAUAAUACUUGUACAAUUUAAUUAAUUUGUUUACCUUGUAGUUAAUCAUUAUAAAGAUUUUUUUCUAUGAUAGUUGUUGCUCAUAUGUCUAUUAUCAUUGACUUUUUCUAACACUUUCUCUCUCUCACUUUCUUACAUCAUCUACCUUAAUCAUACUGAUUUUCCAGCUUGAUCUGACUUUUAUUCCCUAUUAUUAUAUAUUCUGUUCACUUAUCUAUCCGUUUGUCUCAUAUACUAAGUAAUAAUUAUUAUUUGUAUAUAAAACAAUUUUGUCAUGUGAAAAUCGAUUUUACUCUUUUCAUUUCUCUUACGUUUAAUUAAUGUGACUUUCUUUAAGUGUAGUGCUGUUUCUUUACAUAUUUAUGUUGAAUUUGUCUAACGCUUAUUGACCCUUCACAUAAAACUUGCGUUAGGUAAAACAAAUUAAUUUUACGGUAAUAAUAUCGUUAAUACUCUUACUCUCUCCCUUUGUUGUUAUCAUUAGUGUUGUUUUUUUCUGUCUCGGUACAGUACUGAUUAUUUUUAUUGUCUAAGCAACAACUCUUUCCGGUUCUGUUACUACCAGUUGUCUGAUGAACUAUGUGCGACUUAUUUUGCAUGUUUAUAUCAAUUAAAUUGUGUUUUGUUCCUUGUUUCUCGCCUCCCCUCUUCUUCCAUUGAUCAUUAGUUUCAGAAUAUGCUGAAUUUUUCUUAUUUUUCUAUUACCCUGCCCCCCCCCACCUCAACUCUAUGUAAUCUGAAAACUUAUUGAAUAAAAUGUGUCAGUAAACUAUAAAAACCGUAAAGAUUAUUUUAAAAAAACCUAUUGGCUUUGUUUUGAGGUGAAAGAAUUUCCAUUUAAGUUUAUUAUUAAGAAUAUCAUAGUUACUUGCUUUGUUGUUCCUAUUAUUUUUUAAAAAAAAACCCAACCUGUAGUCCGUCUCUUAUUUCCUUUGCUGUUCCCCGCCAGUCUUCAUAUUUGUAAUUUUUAUUGUGCUUCUUGCCAUGUGGUUUGCUUUAAUUGAUAUGACUUUUUAAAUUUUAGUUUUAUUUACGAAAUUAAAUUAACAUGGAUUAAUUUUUCUGUUUGCUGUUUACACAUAUUUAUUUUUAGUUACAAAAAAUAAUCAUAAUCAAAUGAUAACUGCUUCAUGUAAAAAGAAAUAACCAGAAAGAAUAGAAUAAAUGUAUGAUUUGAUUAUACUUUUGUUGAAAUUGUUGCAAACAUAUAUUUAUUAAACCAGUAAUUAUUAUUAUUAUUAUUAUGUUUGUUUGAUCAUUCAACUUGCUCCUUAUAAUUUUGUUCUUGAGAAGAAAAAUAUUAAUAGAGGUGUAUUUUAAAAGAAUUAAAUCUAUUUCAUGUGAUAUAUUAACUGGUUGAUGUUUUUAUAACGGUUAAUGAAUUUUAGGGUAAGUAGUGU
Schistosoma curassoni is the source of this 11727-nucleotide messenger RNA. The record is from the annotation of a GenBank genome assembly. Lineage: Eukaryota; Metazoa; Platyhelminthes; Trematoda; Strigeidida; Schistosomatidae.